AUGCCUUCUCUAGCUUCCACCCUCGUAGGCUUGGCCCUGAUUGCUCAUACAUCAGCUCAUCUUAGUUUGAUCAACAUUUACGGAUCAAACAAUGUGGUAGGACAUGGCUUUGGAGUGAACUUGUAUGGAAAAUAUCCCCGUGCAAAGGGUGAACCUGGUGAUGCUGGUGGCGACUCCGGUGUAUUUGAGACUGGGACCGACAAUCCUUCGCCAGCAUGCGGAAGCACUCCCGAGCUGGGCCCCAUUGAUCUCGGAGCCUGGAUGGGCCAAGCCGAAGGCGACGGUCUUCCCGCAGCGUACGCCAACAUGUCCGUGGUGGUUGAAGCUUUCCAAGUCAAUCGCGAUGGUGGAGGUCCCAUGAGUUGUGAAUACAGCGAGGAUGCAACCACCACUUCAUGGAAGCCAAUGUUCAUGACGCUCAAUCAAGCUGGAAACUCGGGCAUCCAGAACUCACUACGUACCAACGCAACUGUGGUCAUGAACUUCCCAGCUGAUGCCAAGUGUACUGGUGGUUGGACUCAAACUGCAUGUAUCGUAAGAUGUCGCACAGGCGUAAACAAACGGUUUGGUGGAUGUUUUGCCGUUAAACUGAGUGACUCCGACCAACCCAAUCUGGUGAUAUCAGAAUCUUCUGAUUCAAACGACACAUCCGUCGUUGCUCGUCCGGUUGUCAAUGAAAGCAUUGCCGAGGGGAAUACCACUGCUUCAACACUAAUCAGGCCUUCUUUUGUAGACUUAUCCGAUGAGCAGAUCAGGCUGAUCGCGAAACAAGUCAUAAUACAGAUGAAAACCGAUGGGCUCGUAUGGGCAUCGUCAAGUCAUUCGAACUCAAACACAUCGGAAACGGAACAAAAUGAUGUGCCCAAAUCCCGCUCUGCAGAUGCUGAACAAUCGACUGCCAACAACCCAGCACCUGAGGCUCCUGAUGCCGGAAGCAACCAAGGCGAGAACACGAUUUCGUCCCCAGAACGUUCUACUGACGAAAGCCCAGCUCUCAAGAGUUCUGAUGCCGCAAGCAACCAAGAGAACAGUAUGAAAUCAGCCCCCAAGGCUGCUGACGAGAAGAAGAAACAAGACGAUGACAGCCCUCUCAGUACCAGCACGGUUGUCUCUGAUGAACCAGUCUAUAAAGCCGUCAAUGCCACCGAGCAGCAAUGGAACACCACUGACUCAUUCACAGAUGAUUCCGCUGCCAACAACUCAGCCAUCGGUAUUUCGGACUCCCAAGACGAACAGUUGGCAAACACCACUGCCCGCUCAAACAACGCAACCCUUGAUGCUUCUGAUGUUGCAGACAAUCAAAUCAACGAAAGCAACCAUACGUCUGGGUUGAACCACUCUUCCACCGUUCCUGUCCCCGAGAACAGACGGUUGGUGGACCCCACUUCAGCCGCUAACCCGAUACUUGCUCCUGGCUCUGAUGUGCCAGAAAAACAGGCGAAGCAGGCUACCACAGAACACGACACUCAUCAGGCUUCCAAAGGCGCAGCCCUCGUCCCCAUCCAUGACAUCACCAAACCGUUGUUGAAUGCCAUCUCAGACAUAACCACUUCCGUGGCCGACAACUCAACCCUUGAUGCCUCCGAUGCGGCAGACAACCAGCUCUACAAUACUACCCAGGUCUCUGAUCCUGCCCCUCUUCAACGGAAAACUGUGACCUCCAAAGCUAAAAAACACCUCUCCAGGUGUCGCUCUACCAGAAGAAAAACUAAAAAACAAGUCGUCUGA
Puccinia graminis f. sp. tritici CRL 75-36-700-3 is the source of this 1728-nucleotide messenger RNA. RefSeq lists its product as uncharacterized. Lineage: Eukaryota; Fungi; Basidiomycota; Pucciniomycetes; Pucciniales; Pucciniaceae. The coding region runs from base 1 to 1728 and encodes 575 amino acids. The record is from RefSeq and is a predicted model, not a curated record. The transcript is spliced from 7 exons.